ACCUCCUCCAGAAUUCAAUUCAAUCUCUUCCUCUCAGCUCAGAAAUGAGAGCUGCAAAGAGUGAAGAGGCUUCCAUGGGCAUGCUAAAGACAGACCUCAUUACUCCAAACAGCCUGCAAGAGGUAAAAACAGGUACAAAGCUCCAAGGAAAAUGUCUGAGAAUCAUCUCUGUUGAGUCUCCUGUUAAGCUUUACUGCUGCUAUGGAGUGAUGGCUGUUCUCUUUGCAGCUGUACUUUCACUUUCUGUUGCUUUGAAAUUACGGAAAUGGAGACCAGUCACAGAGAAGUGUGGACCUUGCUAUGACACCUGCCCAAAAGACUGGAUUGGAUUUGGAAGUAAAUGUUUUCAUUUUUAUGAAGACAUGAUAAACUGGACAUCCAGCCAGACCUCCUGCAUGGAACUAGAGGCCCAUCUAGCUAUAUUUGAGAGCAUAGAGGAGCUGAUGGAGACCUUAAAGCUGAAGCAAACCCAAAGCUCCUCCCCUUCUGUGUUAGCCUUUGCAGCCACAGUACACACUGCCAAGCACUACAGCUGCAUGGUGCCAGCUACAGCUCGAUCCCACCGGGAGAGGUUUUUUUCUCUGCAGACCUCCAAACCCACAGCUGCUACUUGCAGGACAAGUGCUGCUGAUCACAGAAGAGACAAACUCACUGCUGCCACCAUUUCCGCCCGGUUGAGCAGCGCCAUCCAAGUCAUCCGCUGGUAUCCGGAACCCGGCUAUGGCCCUGCAGCUGAACACUGUGUCAUCUCAACCAUCAUACUGCGCCACCUGCUGGUCAAACAGUUACUGCAGCUGGAUGGCAACUGCAGUACAG
This is a messenger RNA of Cricetulus griseus (Chinese hamster), 816 nucleotides long. The record is from RefSeq and is a predicted model, not a curated record. Lineage: Eukaryota; Metazoa; Chordata; Mammalia; Rodentia; Cricetidae.